GCGGCCUGGGAGGGGUGUCGUUUUAAAAUCUCUCACAUGCCCAGCCCUUCCUCCCAGGAAUGUUUGUUCCUCACUGUAAACUUACGGCCGUUGGGAUUUUUUGACGAUCGUCGUCAAACUUACUCGGGAAAGCUUCCUGCGAGUGGCUCCUGGGCCAGGCAUUGCUCCGGGGGUGUUCUUAGCGUCAGUUUUUGUUUUAAAGUAAGAAGACCUAGGAGAACCAGAUUCUGAAUAGAUUUAAACAGCAGUAGUAGAAGUCAGACUGCAAGCAUUGGAAUAAGAUUUUUGCAGAAGAACAUUGUGCAUCAUGGAUUCUCUUCCAGAAGAAUUUUUUGUGAGGGAUCUUUCUGUGGAGGAGGAGACUAAGGAAGAAACUAAGAAUAAGGUAGAAAAGUUAACUGAUCAACUGGAUAAACAGGAAAAGGACAUACCUUCUAAUCUUAUGCCUGUUAACCUACUAUUAGAGGUGAAAAAGUUAUUGUGUACAGUUAAUAAUCUACCAAAAGGUGUGGUCCCUUACGUUGAGAAGUUUGUAGAAGAAAAUUUUUCUUUCCAAACUGUACAGAGAGAAGUUGCAGCUAACAGCCAGAAUGGGGAGGAAAUAGUUCCUGCUUUGACUAUACGUUUCUUGAUAACACAACUGGAAGCAUCACUUAGGAACAUUCAAGCUACUAAUUAUACUGCACAUCAGAUUAAUAUUGAUUAUUAUUUGACAUUACUGUUCUUGUAUGGAUUAGCACUCACUGAAAGAGGAAAGAAAGAGGAUUAUACGGAAGCUGAGAAUAAGUUUCUAGUGAUGAAGAUGGUGAUCCAAGAAAAUGAAAUUUGUGAAAACUUUAUGUCUUUAGUUUAUUUUGGACGUGGUUUGCUUCGAUGUGCUCAGAAGAGAUAUAAUGGAGGACUGCUAGAAUUUUAUAAAAGUUUACAAGAAAUAAGUGAUACAAAUGAUCAUUGGUUUGACAUAGAUCCUACGGAAGAUGAAGAUUUACCUACAACUUUUAAAGAUCUUCUCAAUAAUUUUAUCAAGACAACUGAAAGUAAUAUAAUGAAGCAGUCCAUUUGUAGUUAUCUAGAUUGUGAACGAUCUUGUGAAGCUGACAUUUUAAGGAACACCAAUUAUAAGGGAUUUUUUCAAUUAAUGUGCAGUAAAAGUUGCUGUGUCUAUUUUCAUAAAAUUUGUUGGAAAAAGUUCAAGAAUUUAAAAUAUCCAGGUGAAAAUGAUCAGAGUUUUAGUGGGAAAAAAUGUUUGAAGGAAGGAUGUACAGGUGACAUGGUAAGGAUGCUACAAUGUGAUGAACCUGGAAUUGUUAAAAUUUUGUUUGAAGUUGUGAGAAAGGAUGAAUAUAUAACCAUUGAAAAUUUAGGAGCAAGUUAUAAAAAGUUGUUGUCUCUGAAAAGAACUGAUACUGAUAUAAGACCGAAGAUCAAUUUAAAAUUUAGCACAAAAGAUGAAAUGCCUAUCUUCAAACUUGAUUAUAAUUAUUUCUAUCAUCUGCUUCAUAUAAUUAUUAUUUCUGGUACUGACAUUGUCCGGAAAAUAUUUGAUGAGGCUCUGCCACCCCCUCUUUUGAAAAAAGAGCUCCUUAUUCACAAGAAACUGCUGGAACCCUACUACAAACAUCUUUGGACUAAUCACCCUUUGGGUGGAGCAUGGCAUCUGCUUUAUCCCCCAAAGAAGAAGCUACCACAAUCCAAACAAUUUGACUUAUACCUCCUAUUAGCUCUCAUAAAACAUUUGCAUGUAUUCCCUGCACCUAAAAAUGGCUGGAAUAUGGAACCACCAUCUUCUGAUCGCUCUAAGUCUGCAGACAUCCUGAGACUGUGCAAAUACAGGGAUCUCCUCCUUAGUGAGAUUUUGAUGAAUGGUCUCACUGAGUCACAAUUCAAUUCAAUUUGGAAAAAAGUUUCUGAUACUCUUCUGCGCCUUGGAAUGAAGCAAGAGGAUAUUGACAAAGUGAAGGAGAAUCCCAUUGAGAAUAUCUCCCUUGAUUACCAUCAGCUGUCCAUCUACCUAGGUAUACCAGUACCAGAUAUCAUCCAGAGGAUGUUAUCCUGCUAUCAACAAGGACUUGCUCUACAGUCAAUAACCGGCAGUCAACAUAUUGACAUAGAAGAAUUACAAAAUGAGGAAGAAGAACUAAGUCCACUUCUCAUGGAGUAUAAUAUAAAUGUGAAAUCAAACCCUGAGAUACAGUUAGCAGAAAUGAAUAAAGAUGGUGCAUCAAUACCUAGUGAAUCUUCAACAGAAUCUAUUAAGGAUCUCCAGGAAGUUAAGAGUAAACUAAUGAAAAAGAAAAAGACUAAAAGUAAAAAGAAUAAGGAAUCAAAAGAAGAACAAGUCCCAAAUAUGGUAGGAAAGGAAGAGCAUUUGAAGAAAGAGCAAGCAAAUCUACACCCAGUAGAUAUAAGUGGUAUUCAAGAAGAUUCCACAACUGAAGGAAAGUUCUAUAGCCUGGAUGAAUUGCAUAUUCUGGACAUGAUAGAGCAGGGCUCAACCUGUAAGGUAUCUGCAGAAUAUGAAGAAAUUUUGAAGGAAAAGCUUGCUCGACAACAGCAGCUUUGUAAAUUGCGCGCUCAAUGUGAAGGCUUUGAGAAGCAGUUGAAAAAAGUGAUAAUUCGGUUGCAAGAAAACCAUGUACAUAUUAAAAAGAGAGAUAAAAUCAUCGCAUCUCUUAAUCAACAAGUGGCUUUUGGAAUCAAUAAGGUUUCCAAAUUGCAGCGUCAAAACCAUGCUAAAGAUAAUGAGAUCAAGAACCUUAAAGAGCAACUUUCCAUGAAAAGAUCUCAGUGGGAAAUGGAGAAGCUUAAUAUGGAAACCACAAUUAAAACAUAUUUAAGCAAACUGAAUGCAGAAACUAGUAGAGCUUUAACAGCUGAGGUGUAUUUCUUACAGUGUCGUAGAGAUUUUGGUUUGCUUCAUCUAGAGCAGACUGAAAAGGAAUGCCUCAGUCAUCUUGCCAGGGUGACUCAGAUGGCAGCAAGCAACCUAGAAUCACUUCAGUUAAAAGCUGCAGUAGACAGUUGGAAUGCCAUUGUGACAGAUGUCAGAAACAAGAUUGCAUUCCUUAGGACACAAUACAAUGAACAAAUUAACCAGGUGAAGCAAGGAUUUGCCUUGAGUACCUUGCCUCCAAUCCAGCUUCCUCCACCACCACCCAGUCCUGAGAUACUGAUGCAGCAGUUCUUGGGAAGACCCCUUGUGAAAGAAUCUUUCUUUAGACCCGUAGUCACUGUUCCUCGAAUGCCUGCCAUUUGUCAUGGAGCCAUCUCUGCACCUGGCCAACCUAGACCCCCCCUGAUGUCUGGCCUAACCUGGACUAUGCCGGCGCCUAUGGGAGAGGCUGUGUCUCCUAGUGCAGGUCUGGGAAGUGAUCCUCCCAUGAUGAAUUGGGAGAGGAUUAUAGAUAGAUUGAAAACUGCCUUUCCACAACAGAGCAGAAAGGAGCUUACAGAUUUCUUACGAAAAGUGAAAGAUGCUCAUGGGAACUCCUCACCCGGUCUGACAUUUGAUGUCAUUGUUUACAAGAUUUCUCAAUUUAUUGACCCCAAGAGAUCUCAGAGCCUUUCAAGAAAAACUGUAGCAGGCCCAGACUGCCUGCAGCUGGCUGAUUCCUCAACAGUAUGUCAGUUUGGCAGGAGUCAAGGAAAAUCAGUGCCAAGUGGUAGUUGUGUUUCACAUAGCCAUCCUCCACCACAGUCCAAUGCUGCCCAGCCCCCAAAACCAGCCUGGAGGCCUCUCAGUUCACAAGGUCCUGUCACGUGGGAAGGAGCCAAUAAUUUGGAUGAUGAGGGAGAGGAAGAAGAGCCUUGUGUGAUCUGUCAUGAGAAUCUCUCUCCAGAAAACCUCUCAGUUUUGCCUUGUGCUCACAAAUUUCACUCUCAGUGCAUUAGACCUUGGUUAAUGCAGCAGGGGACAUGCCCAACCUGCAGGCUCCAUGUUUUGCUACGAGAAGACUUUCCUGGUCACUCCAGCCGGCACUUGUCUAAGAUCUGAUACAAGGGACUAUGCAAAGGGAGUUUUUAGACUCCACAAUUUAGUUUUGCCUUUUGUUAUGAGCUUACAGUGUGAAGCAGUACACUCCUCAGUUUUGUACAAAAGAAGCUAACCUGAUCAAAGCUGCAGCCAAAGAGGACAGGACAAAUCUUCAGGACUGUGAACUGAAUGAAAGGGCUUAAAGACGAUGGAAUUUUAAAGGUUACAUCCAUUACAUUUGAUCUUAUCUUAGUAGGUAUUUUCUUCUACAUAAAAAUGGUUACUUAGCAUAUAUCUCAGGAUGUCUUUUCUUGUCAUUUUUCUUCCCUUAUUCCAUCAUACUUUACUUUCCCUCAUUAUACUUCAUUUUAAUUUCCUGAAAUAAAUUUAAGCAAGAGAAAAACUGGAAUAUUAAAAGAAGUAGGAAAUUUGCACAGAUUUUAGCAUUUCUUUUAAUUUUUGAAACUGCUUACAAAAAUGUAAUUAUUUAAAUUUUAUCUCUAUCUUCCCUAUUCUUUUUUAUUCUCUAACAUAUGUACCCAUGAAGAAGUUAUGAGCUACUUGUGGACCAUACAGUGGUGUGUUUGAACUGUCUUACAAUGGCUUGUGAGAGAUGAUUGUUAAAGUUUCAGGAAUUUUGUGAGCCAAUUAUCAAAUUGUUGGUAACUUGAAAUUUGUCUGUAGUGGGAGUGUUUACCCCAUAGAAAUUGUCAAAUGCUCUAAUUACGUGCUUUUCCUCCUCUCAAGAGCUGGUUGUUAAACACAGUACACCAUUGGGACCAUGUCUGACCCUUCUUUGUGUUCCCAGUGUCUUGCCCAGUAGGUGCAGCAUAAAUAUUCCCUGAAUCAGAAAUAAGGAAGUAGUAAGAAAAGGAGUUAAUGUGUGAAUUAACUCACUUGCUCAGUUGAAUAAUUGAGAUCUUAUAUCCAUUUGUUGUAAAUAUGGUCUUAUGCCUUAAUCAUUUAUGCUUGUAGGAAUAUUGUUUUUCUGCCUUAAGUAUCUAAUUUCUCUUUCUGAUGCAGGGGGGUGUGGGGCACUGUUUGUGUAUAGUUGCUUCUUUUGACAGACUCGAUACCCACUGGGUUAAGUUGCAUAUCUAAAGCUUGUCACUGAGAGCUUGUAUUCUUAGAAGUCAAAACCAUAUUGUGUAAAUGCUGUAUGUUUACAUGUCUCCAGUUACAAAAUUAGAAUAAAUCAGUUACUUUGUAAGACAAAUAUCACUUGAUUCAUAUUUUUCCAUAAUUAGUGAAAUAGAGACUGUACAUGUGUCCCUGACUUAGCAAGUGUUCUUUUGAAUAUUUCAGUGUAAAUGUGUAUCUUGAAGUUACUUCAGAUCUCUAUUUAAACUUCUUUCUGUAAUGAUAUGCUGUUUCUUCUGUAAUGAGAA
Myotis lucifugus (little brown bat) is the source of this 5361-nucleotide messenger RNA. RefSeq names its product DAZ interacting zinc finger protein 3 (gene DZIP3). The coding region runs from base 308 to 3994 and encodes 1228 amino acids. Gene Ontology annotation, molecular function: polyubiquitin modification-dependent protein binding; RNA binding; ubiquitin protein ligase activity. Gene Ontology annotation, cellular component: cytoplasm. The transcript is spliced from 34 exons. The record is from RefSeq and is a predicted model, not a curated record. Gene Ontology annotation, biological process: protein polyubiquitination. NCBI's taxonomy places the organism in Eukaryota, Metazoa, Chordata, Mammalia, Chiroptera, Vespertilionidae.